AUGUGGAGGGGGGUUAGGCAAGGAGACCCUUUGUCACCAUAUCUUUUUAUCACAGUAAUGAAAGGGCUUAAUAUAUCAAUGAAAUCGGCAUGUGAGAAAGGUCUAUUCAAAGGCAUCAAAAUACCACAUGAUGAUAUCAUCAUUUCUAACCUCUUUUAUGUGGACGACGCACUAUUUAUAGGCGAAUGGAGUAAGGAGAACAUAAAAAAUCUUGCGAGGAUACUUAGAUGCUUCCAGGUCUCAUCGAGACUAAAAGUUAACUUCCACAAAUCCCGAGUGUUUGGUGUUGGGGUCGAUAUGCAAGAGAUCUCUCAGUUCGCGUUCCAUUUAGGUUGUGAACUUGCCAAGCUGCCAUUCAUAUAUUUCGGGGUCCGGAUUGGUGCAAACAUGAAUCAAAAUAAGCACUGGAAGCCAAUGAUCGAUCAGUUUCAGACAAAGCUUAGUGCAUGGAAAGCGAAAACUCUAUCUCUUAGGGAGGCUAAUGCUAACUAA
This is a messenger RNA of Lactuca sativa (garden lettuce), 492 nucleotides long. Its product is annotated as putative mitochondrial protein AtMg01250. Lineage: Eukaryota; Viridiplantae; Streptophyta; Magnoliopsida; Asterales; Asteraceae. The record is from RefSeq and is a predicted model, not a curated record.